GACUGGUCGUGGAGGGAGAUCCGUCCUCCGUCACUCGGUGAGUCCAGGGUCCGAGGGUUGUGCUCAGUGUUUCACUGGUGUGUAAAGCGUGUUCGCCGUAUCUACUAACAAAACUUUUAAAAGUGAAGUAGGCCUACGUAAAACCUGAACGAAAACAAAUCUCGGAUUUUCUUUUCAUUUUUGUCUCCAGUUUUAUACCGGUUAUUAGGCUACAGUAACUGGAGGUCAGCUGCGUUCCUGUCGAUUUGGGUCACCUGCUCGGCUCGCUGUAGCAUCUUCCACGGUGCUGAAUUUAGAUACGUUUUUCAUCUUGGUAUUAAGAUUGAAUUGACAAUGGAUUCGGUUUUUCUAUCAACUUCAAUGUCGUGCCUCGGUUAGACGAUUUAAAUACAGAGGCUACUCCAACAACCGGUGGGAUAACGAAAUAUGGCCAAAAAUUGUUCUGAGGGACCGCGGGAUGAUUUGAGCAAGCUCUCUGACGAGGAGCCCUCAAGGUUGAGCAAGGAUGAGCUUGUUAGAAGGCUGCGGAAAGCGGAUAACGAGAAAAUGAAUUUAAUGGUGGAACACGGGAACAUGAUGAAAGACGUGAACCGGAGACUACAGGUCCACCUCCACGAGAUUCGGAGCCUUAAAGAGGUCAAUCAGAAACUGCAGGACGACAACCACGAGCUCCGGGAACUGUGCUGCUUCUUGGACGAUGACCGACAGAAAGGAAAGAAGCUUUCCCGGGAGUGGCAGCGCUUUGGCCGCUACACUGCAAGCGUCAUGUGGAAAGAUGUUGGGGUGUAUCAGCAAAAGCUCAAGGAGCUUGAAAUCAACCAGGAUUCGGUUAUUAGAGAAAACACGGAGCUAAAGGAAAUAAUUAUUAUGCUGGACGAGGAGAGAAACGGGGCCGGCUCAAGGAGCUCCAUAGACAGCCAGUCCAGCCUGACCAACCUAAACGGGGGUUCGGCCACUGUGCGCGACGUUGGGGAUGGGAGUAGCACGUCGAGCGCCGGGAGCGCUGGUAGCCCUGACCACCACCACAACCACAUACAUAAACCCGCCGAGAGCAAGAUAGCAGCCAUUCGAAGGUCGAUGGACGACCUUUCAGGCACUCAUCUCCACAGAAGCAUCCCCAAUGGACUGAACGAUGUGUCCUCCAGCUACAUCCAUCAGCUGGAGAGCAAGGUGAGGAUGCUGGAAGACGACAACAAGCAGCUGCUGUGCCAGGCAAACGGAGGGGAUCUGAAGACACUGAAGAAGGGGCUGUCUCUCUACCACUCCGAGUCUCAGCUCUCCUCACUCACACAGUACCAAGACUCACUGCAGAAUGGCUCAGGAAGGCCUCCUAGUGGUGAGCCCUCCCCUACUGCCGGCUUCCUUCCUGCCAGCCAGAAACCUGAAGCUGUGGUCCACGCCAUGAAGGUGCUGGAGGUCCAUGAAAACCUGGACAAGCAGAAGCUGGAGGCCUACGAUGAAGACCUGAGUGAGAAAGAGAAAGCCAUAGUUCGGGAGAUGUGUAACGUGGUGUGGCGUAAGCUGGGAGAUGCUGCAGGAUCCAAGCCCUCUAUCCGACAGCACCUCUCUGGGAACCAGUUCAAGGGGCCUUUGUAGUCCUGAAGACACGUGUGUCUGAAACCCACGGACGUCAGCAAAUAGAACUAAAAACACAAACACCACCGUAGUUCCUGGGCACUGUGUGUGACCUUCACAUGAUCAACCACCCCACCUGUCGUAUCCCUACCCCACUUCUCCAACAUCCAUGAUGUUCAGCUUCAGUUCACUCAUUGGUCCAAAGCGACUAUUCCAAAAUGCCUGGGCAGUGACCAUCUCUGACUGGAGUGGAAAGUGGAAGACAUCUGGACAAGGCUGUUAUUGUGUUAACGCUCAUAUGUGAUUCUUUUUCUCAGCUAAGCACACAUUAUAGUUGACCUGAAGGGAAGGUGAUAUGGGAACAUACACCAUAAUGAAAAAAAGGUUUUGAGAACAUUUUUCUUCUAUUCCUGUAUGGUUUUACCAGGCAUUUUCAAGCAUCACAGAGUCUAAACCUCAAUGACAGACAAGCUAUCCAACAUGCGACUCCUUCAAUAUCUGAAUUUCUCAAUCAGCAACUCUACCGAGACCUUUAGUUUUUCCUUAUGGUCACCAGUGUUGUUGUUUAUCAGUGUUCAACAUGGGCUCGUAGCCCUUUUCUAGGCACACAUGGACUGAAACACAGUUCGCUCAUGUUGCUUCCUUCAAAUACCGAUUUUUGACAGCUCUUCAAAAAAGGACUACUCAACUGCUCUGUGACUUCAACAACACCUAACACAGAUUUGAUCAAAAGUAAACAAAUGGGAAUGUACUGUUAUAUAAUAUUUUCCCAAUACACAGUAUAGUAGCAAGCCAUAGGUUUAUAUUCUAUACAGUUCAAUGUCAAGUACUCGUAGAGCCCUUCACCUAAAACAUAAAUAUACAAAUGUAGACAGAAAAACCCUAAUUGUGUACACCUAAAAUGCAGCACCAUAUGUUGUAUGUUGUUUAAAGUAGCACUAAUAUUUUGAAACACAGUUUUCUUCUAUGGCCAUCUUUGUUACCACUGUUAUCUAGGUGGUGCACCAAAUUAGGUUGCAUCCUUUGAGUUUAAAAGUUCACUUUCGAGUAAGAGGUUAGCCUAUCAAACUAGAAUAUCCAAAAGCUGGUGAUUCAUAAAGACUUCCCAAAUGAUGCAGUGAUGUUUAUGAUAAGAGAAAGGAUAUUUCUGUAUGGGAAAAGGGACUUUGAUAUACAAUCUAUAAAUAUUCUAUGACAAUCGUUAAAAGUUUUUGAAAUAUAAUAAUGCGAGAAUCUUUUUUGGGGGGGUGUCUCUUAUAUUAAUAAAUGAGAAGGUAUACGACUUCCAUACCUGUAAUAUCUUGUUAUUCCACCUGUAAUGAGGUCUUAUAACUAAAGUCUCAUUGGAGAUCUAUGUGUACCUUAUGAAGUGUUAUAAGUAGGUAAUGAAAACAGCAUUGGGCAUCUUAGUGUGCUCUACACAUUGAGGUGGGUUAGCUGAGUCCUGUGUAUACUGAACCAAAGUAUACGUUUAGACAACAGUAUGCACACUUGUUGGAUUUCAAGUGCAUCGAAGGUUAUUAGCAGGACUUAGCAGAGAGCUAGAAUGAGUUGAUGAAAUGUGAUUUAAGACUUCAUUGUACUUCUCCAUGAAGCAUCAUAGUGACUAAGUACUCUAUGAUAACUCAUAUGAAAGCAGAUGGUUUCUGUUCAGCUUGGUUCUAUAAGUUGAUUGCAGUUUCUAUGGAUCUUGCAUGUGAGUUUCACAAACAGACCAUCAGAUACCCUGUAAAGCAGCAUCAUAGAACUGACCUAACAUGUUAUGAAGAUUUAUAACAAUCUAAGAAAUGUAUUCUAUAACUGGUCUCAUACGUGUAGAAAGUUUGGACAUGGAAUGGAGGUUCUUCUGUCUAGGUUGUUUGUAAGUCACAUAACUGAUUUGUGACAAGUUAUGUAUGAAGUUUCAUAGAAGUCUUACAAACUGUAAAAGGGCUUGUGGAUACCGAUAGAUUUCGGAAUAGAUCAUUUCAAACAUGUAUGAAAGACACUUGCUGCAUUUUCCCUCUCUUUGUAUGUUAUCUUGACAAAUGGUCAUUUGUCAGAUGGAUAGAAGGAAUCAGAUUUUUUUUUUUUCAGAAUUUAAGUUUGACAUAUUGUCACUCUAAAUAGGGUUCCACACUGUAUGUGUGCUACUUGUAUUUUUCAGAAGGGAAUGUAAGUACCUACUGUACUCACAUUCCUUGCUCAUUGGAUGAGAGAUUAUACAGUUUUGAGGAAUGGCCAAUGAGUAUCUGAGUUUCAGUGAGAUUCAGAAUGCAGCAGGUGACUUUUAUUAGUGAUGUUUAUAUGAGCCUGACCUUUAGCAUAUACGAGCCGUAUGAACAAAAGACAAGCAAUCAUUUGGAGAAGAAAGGUAACAUUUGUAUCGGUACACCUGAUAUAUGGAAAUACUUAUUUCAAUUGAGGAUUGCUAAAAUAAAUAAUACUGUCUUGCACAGUAUUUUUUGGGUAACAGAAGGACAGUGAUCAGGUCUUUUGAAAACACACCUAAUUAAUGCAUUUUUGGAUAACUCCAUACACACAUUUAAAAUCAAUUUUUCAAAAGUGACCUUCUAGAAACAUCUGCUAUAUACAUGCGACUACUGACCUUUUAUAUUUGUUGAUUUGAAAGCACAAAGUGACAAUUGAAAAGUUUUGACAAUUUUCCUAUGGUUACUUUCAAAUGCACUGCUUCUUUUGUCAAAACAUGAUGUGUUGACGUAGAACCUGCAAUGACCUACUAUAUUCUCUUCUUAGCCUCACUCUAUCCCAGACACAGUGAACAUGUAUUUUAGGAUAUAGCCAGUGCUUUGUAAAUAAAUACUGUUCUCCUGUAGGAUAUAUGAAAAUAGCAUGCCUUUAUAUAUUUUUGUCUUUCAUAAGCUGUAUGUAGCUGAAAUGCAUCGAUAUUUUAGCAAUUUAUGAAAAGUGUGAUAAAUGGAUUAAGAAAGCCUCUUUUAGAUGAUUUUAAAAAUAAAAUUUAAGUAUACUUUCCUUUGUAAAAGUAUAGUGUAA
Messenger RNA from Osmerus eperlanus (European smelt), 4569 nucleotides. It is a transcript of the gene ccdc85ca, whose product is annotated as coiled-coil domain containing 85C, a. Gene Ontology annotation, cellular component: apical junction complex. The record is from RefSeq and is a predicted model, not a curated record. The transcript has 6 exons. Bases 427 to 1596 code for a protein of 389 amino acids. NCBI's taxonomy places the organism in Eukaryota, Metazoa, Chordata, Actinopteri, Osmeriformes, Osmeridae.